Molecule: messenger RNA, 438 nt
Organism: Puccinia graminis f. sp. tritici CRL 75-36-700-3
Lineage: Eukaryota; Fungi; Basidiomycota; Pucciniomycetes; Pucciniales; Pucciniaceae
Exons: 3
Coding region: 1-261 (86 amino acids)
Source: RefSeq, a predicted model, not a curated record
AUGCAACUCUUAACAUCAACCAUUUUCAUCUUCAUAACAGUGGCUUGCAAGCUUACCACUUGUUCUUUUCCAUGCAAGACACCUUAUCCCCAGGGCGCUUGUGUCGUCCACGUCCAAAGCACCGAAGGCCCUAGCGAGACGCUGGAACCCGCCCUAACAGCGAGGUCAAAAUCUGGCAUCUAUUACUGCCCUAUCGGGGCAGCAGUCUGCUGUUUACCAGGAGCGCUUGUGAUGAGUCACUGCCGAAGCCCCCAGCACUAGAAGCGCAAGUCAAGACGUUCGAUCAACCGAUCAAUCCUUUCAUCUUCAACCAUGCCUCUAUAUCAGAAAUUAGCCUUUUUCAUAGAAGCAGUCCAUAAGUAUAACAGAUUGGGAUGAUUAGGUUGUUUCGUCAUCAGUCAACCCCAGCAACGUUUUGUUUUCUACUUUGCUGCUUGG